AUGUUUGAGGCAAGAUUACAUCAGAGCUCAUUCUUACUUAAAAUUUUGGAAGCCAUUAAAGAAUUAUUGAAUGAAGCAACAUUUCAAUGUACACAAAAUGGAAUCCAGUUACAAGCUAUGGAUACUUCCCAUGUCAGCCUAAUAUCUCUAUUUUUAAGCCAAGGUGGUUUUGACAACUAUAAAUGUGAUCGAAACAUUUCCUUGGGCAUUAACCUUUCUAGUAUGCUAAAAAUAAUGAAGUGUGCAGGAAGCGAUGAUAUAUUAACCAUAAAAAACCAUGAGGAACCAGACAGUAUCACAUUUAUUUUCGAAUCACAGAGUUAUGAUAAAGUAUCUAAUUAUCAACUGAGAUUAAUGAAUUUAGAACAUGAACAUCUUGAUAUACCUGAAACUGAUUAUGCUUGUGUUAUGAAAAUGCCUUCGAGUGAGUUUGCACGUAUUUUCAAAAUGUUACUGCAAUUUGGAGAAACGGUCGAGAUAUCAUGUUCAAAAGAAGGUGUUAAAUUUUCUACCUCUGGAGAUCUAGGAUCAGCUAACAUAAAAUUAGCUCCAAACAACACCACAGAUUCAGAUAAAGCAGUAUUUAUUGAAAUUCAAGAACCUGUUGUGGCUACAUUUGCGAUCCGCUAUCUUACUUUAUUUGCCAAAGCAACACCUCUAGCUUUGAGGGUACAACUGUCAUUGAUGCCAGAUUCGCCACUGCUAGUGGAAUAUCAAAUAGGAGAUAAAGGACAUUUGAAGUAUUACUUAGCUCCUAAAGUUGAUGACUAA
Molecule: messenger RNA, 771 nt
Organism: Nezara viridula (southern green stink bug)
Lineage: Eukaryota; Metazoa; Arthropoda; Insecta; Hemiptera; Pentatomidae
Source: the annotation of a GenBank genome assembly